Rhinolophus ferrumequinum (greater horseshoe bat) is the source of this 6647-nucleotide messenger RNA. RefSeq names its product centrosomal protein 170B (gene CEP170B). Gene Ontology annotation, molecular function: protein binding. NCBI's taxonomy places the organism in Eukaryota, Metazoa, Chordata, Mammalia, Chiroptera, Rhinolophidae. The coding region runs from base 138 to 4928 and encodes 1596 amino acids. The transcript is spliced from 18 exons. The record is from RefSeq and is a predicted model, not a curated record.
CACAAGUGGCUGAGGCAGUGGCGCCGUGAAGUGGCUUGCGCCUUGGUGAGUCCAGGGCCCUUGGCCUGGCCCGGACAGGGAGCCUGCUCUGAUGACUCCUUCCCCCCCAGGGCCAGACAGGCUCCACCAUCACCAAGAUGAGUGUCACCUCCUGGUUCCUGGUGAGCAGCAGUGGCACCCGCCACCGGCUACCACGAGAGCUCAUCUUCGUGGGGCGUGACGAGUGUGAGCUCAUGCUACAGUCCCGCAGUGUGGACAAGCAGCAUGCCGUCAUCAACUACGACCAGGACAGGGACGAGCACUGGGUGAAGGACCUUGGCAGCUUGAACGGGACGUUCGUGAACGAGACACGCAUCCCCGACCAGAAGUACGUCACGCUGAAGCUCAACGAUGUCAUUCGCUUCGGCUAUGAUUCCAACAUGUAUGUGCUGGAGCGCGUGCAGCACCGCGUCCCCGAGGAGGCACUCAGGCACGAGAAGUACACCAGCCAGCUGCAGGUGAGCGUGAAGGCUCCAGUGCCCAAGAGUGGCGAGGGGCUGCCAGAGCACACACCUUACUGCGAGUCCCCGAACCCCAGGCUGGAGCGGGGGGACCGGAAACCAGGAGCAGAGGCAGCAGCCUACCGCACACCCCUGUACGGGCAGCCCUCCUGGUGGGGUGAGGACGAUGGUGGCAUCCCGCCUGGGGACCGGUAUCAGGAGGGGCCAUACCCAGAGCGGCCCAAGGAGCUGGCACAGCAGGAUGGGGACCUCACCGGGUCGACGGCUGGCUUCCGGGACCCCAUCGAGCCUCAGGGCUACUCAUUCCGGCGGGAGCCCAGCUACUUCGAGAUCCCUACAAAGGAGGCCCCACAGCCACCACGGCCCCCUGAGGUGCCCACGCACGAGGUGCCCACCAAGGGCGGGGAGCCAGGCGGGGCCGGGGUGGCACCGGUGGUGCAGAGCCACGCUUCCUUCACUAUCGAGUUUGACGACUGCAGCCCGGGCCAGGUGAAGAUCAGGGACCACGUCACCAAGUUCUCCCUGCGCCGGCGGCGGCCACCCGGCAAGGCCACGCCGGUGGAGGCAGUCUCCGCGGAGACCAAAGUGGCGGACUGGCUGGUGCACAACGAUCCCAGCCUGCUGCCCCGGGCCGGCCUCGUCGAUGACCGUCACAGCACCAAGAGUGACCUGCCCAUCCACACCCGCACCCUGAAGGGCCACAAGCAUGAGGAUGGCACACAGAGCGACUCGGAGGACCCCAUGGCCAAGGCAGCCACAGCAGCCGGGGUCCCUGCGGACAAUGGGGAGCAGGUGCGGCUGCAGAGGCAGAUCAAGCGGGACCCCCAGGAGCUGCUGCACAACCAGCAGGCCUUCGUCAUCGAGUUCUUCGACGAGGACACACCCCGCAAGAAGCGUUCCCAGUCCUUCACCCAUACUCCCCCCGGGGACCCCAAGGCCGAUAAGCGCCGAGGCCCAGGGCUGGUCGACAGGGACCGCCCAGGUGCCCCAACCCCAGCCCCGGGCCCUGCUCGGGGGCCGGGCAGCUCGGGGCCACAGCGGGCCAGCUCGCUGAAGCGCGAGAAGACAGAGGAGCGGCUGGGUGCCCCCUCGGCCCCUGCCCGGGCCUCCGCCCGCCCCUUUGGCAGCGUGGGGCGUCGCUCCCGUCUGACCCAGGACUUCAUGGUCCAGUGCCUGCGGGAGGGCUCCCCGGCCGCCCGGCCCGGCCCUGAGAAGGCAGCCCCAGAGGCGCCCACCCCCUUGAUGCCCCAUGGGGCCAGUCCCGUGGCCCCCUCGACCCCACCACUACCCCCCGCUGACCCCCAGCUGACCAAGGCACGCAAACAGGAGGAGGAUGACAGCCUCAGUGACGCAGGGACCUACACCAUCGAGACAGAGACGCAGGACCAGGAGGUGGAGGAGGCCCGUAGGAUGAUUGACCAGGUGUUUGGCGUACUCGAGUCCCCUGAACUCUCCAGGGUGUCCUCGGCCAUUUUUCGCCCAGUCAUCAGAGGGGACAGAGACGAGUCUGGUGACGGGAUGACCCAGCGGAUGGCCCUGCUGCAGGAGUUCACGUCCCGGCCAGUGGGCGUGGCACCUCAGGGGGAGCUCCAGGGUCCCCCAGUGCCGGGCUCCCCUGGGGGUCAAAAGUGGGUGUCCCGCUGGGCCAGCCUGGCAGACAGCUACUCAGACCCGGGCCUGGCAGAGGAUGGCCCGGGGCGCACACCUGGGGAGCUUGAGGAGGCUCUGCCUGUGCGCCAUAGACGACUACUCCCGCAGCUACCCCGCGGCAGGACGGACAGCCCCGCCGGCCCCGAGGCCACCCGGAGGAGCGGGCCUGGGCCACCAGAGCCAGGCAGUGAGCCAGCCAGCCACCUCUUGGGCCAGGAGGACUUGGAACCAGACAGCCUCAGUGAUGCCAGCGGGUCAGAUGGGGGCCUGCAGGAGGAGAGACGCAGGAGCCCCCAGGAGAGACUGGUGUGGGCGAGGGGCCGGCGUUCACCAAGAGCCACCGCGGACCCUGCCCCCACCUCUUUCUUCAUCGGGGACCAGAACCUGGAGGCUGCCUUUCCCCAGAAAACGUCUGUGGUUCCAGGGGAUGUGGACGGCCCAGGGCAGGUGGCUCAGCCCAGCACUCCGGCGAGGGAUGGUGUGUACGUCAGCACCAGUGGGAGGGUGGUCAUCCAGCUGCAGACAGGGCGGUCCCCAGAGCCUGAGAGCCCCACCCCGGCCCAGGCCAAGGAGGCCCUGCCCUACAUCCGACAGGAGAGCUUCAUCAAGGAGCCGGCCAGUGGUCCCCCCGCACCUGGCCAGCUCCCGCAAAUCUCCAGUCACCCCCUCCUGCAGGACCUGGCUGCAGCCCGGGCCUCGCGCAUGGACCUCCACUCCGAGGACACCCAGCUGAUCUUGAAGGAGACAGAGACAGUUCUGGCAGCCUUGGGGGCCCGACUGCUCUCCAAGUCUGUGGCAGAGGCAGAGGGCGAGGUGGGUGGCACCCCUGGGCCGCCAGAGGACUCCCUGUCUGGGGGCUCUGACGUGGACACGGCCAGCACCAUCAGUCUGUUCAGUGGCAAGAAUGGGCCCAGCCCUACGAGCCCCCAACUCAUGGGGCUGCAGAAGGAGAAGCCGCCCUCCCCACCAGCUGCGCAGGACCUGGGGGGAGCUGCCCUCAGCUGUACCCAGGAACGGCUGUCACAGAAGCAGCACCUCCCAGUGAGCCCGGCGGACACUGGCCGUGGAGAGCUGGCACGGCGCUUGGCUGCACGGCGUGGCCAGGGAUCCCAGGGGAGCCUGGACUGGCCCGACGAGCGAGGCUCUGGCCUUGCCCACCCACCUGGCUCAGGCACAGUCACUUCCGACAAUGAGACCUCCACAGCCACUGGGGCGGGGCGGCUGGCGUCUCGCCGAAAACCUACUGCCCCACCGCCAUCCCCAUCUGUCCGGGAAGAGCAGAACCGAGUCUCGGCCAGCGCUCAGAAGGUGCAGCAGGCGCUAACCCGCUCCAACAGCCUGUCCACCCCACGGCCCACGCGGGCCUCCCGGCUGAGGCGGGCUCGACUGGGGGACACCUCGGACACAGAAGUGGUGGACGGUGAACGGGGGUCCCUGGCCAACCCUGAGCCGGUGGUGCGGCCGGCCGCCGAGCAGGCCAAGAAGUUGUCACGCCUGGACAUCCUGGCCAUGCCCCGGAAGCGGGCGGGCUCCUUCACGGGGCCCAGUGACUCAGACGCGGCCCCCACCCGUGCCAGCUUCUCUGGCCGCAGCGUCGAGGUGUACUGCGCAGGCCGCAAGCCCACUGUGGCCGAGGCUCGGGCCGCCGCCAGGAAGACCGCCAGUGCUACCACGGUUCCCCGCCAGCCCUUCAGCAGGGCGCGUCCAGGCAGUGCGCGAUACUCCUCACCCACUUCUGGAACCAAUUCACUCACCCGAGACACGCGUCGCCGGCAGCAGGGCUCAGAUUGCACGUCCACCUCCGAGGAAGAGUACGGCUCCCACCACAGCUCCCCCAAACACACACGCUCCCGUGCCUCAACAGCCACGCAGACCCCACGGCCUAGCAGCUCUGCCCGGGCCCGGCCACGGACCCCCGGCCUGCGUGACACAGACGACGAGGAAGAGGAGCCUGACCCCUACGGCUUUGUUGUGCAAACGGCCGAGAUCGCGGAGAUCGCCAGGUUGAGCCAGACGCUGGUGAAGGAUGUGGCCAUCCUUGCCCAGGAGAUCCACGACGUGGCCGGUGACGGUGACCCGCUGGGCUCACCAGGGCCCGCCCGCAGCCCCUCCCUCGGCAACGUGCCCAGCAUCCCCGCCUCCACCAUCUCGGCCCAUGAGGAGCUGGUGCAGCGUAUCCCUGAGGCCAGCCUCAACUUCCAGAAGGUGCCGCCCGGCUCCCUGAGCUCUCAGGACUUGGACCAGAACAUGAAUGAUUGCCGCGAGGAGCCCCUGGCCAACAAGACGCGGCCUCGGAACCGCGAGGAGGUGAUCUUCGAUAAUCUGAUGCUGAACCCCGUGUCCCAGCUGUCCCAUGCCAUCCGCGAGAACACAGAGCACCUCGCCGAGAAGAUGAAGAUCCUCUUUCAGAACACGGGGCGUGCAUGGGAGGACCUGGAAGCCAGGAUCAACGCCGAGAACGAGGUGCCCCUCCUAAAGACGUCCAACAAGGAAAUUAGUUCCAUUUUGAAAGAACUGAGACGUGUGCAGAAGCAGCUGGAAGUCAUCAAUGCUAUUGUGGACCCCAGCGGGAACCUGGACCUGCUGACCGGAAAUAGGGGCUCUGCGGGCUCGGCCCAGCUCGGGAAGGUGCGGCCGGCUGCCCAGAGCCCAUCUUCGCCCCCUUCGGCCCUGUCACUGAGGAGCUUCCCACAGAGGGCCAACUGUGGGUCCCCCAGCCUCCCAGACCCCUCCUUUCUCCCCGACUUCCUCCCAGACUCAGAGAGGUUCCUGAUCUAGGUGGUGGGGCCGGGGCGGCCUCCCUGUGUGCGAGUGAGCGAGCAUCUGGUGCCUCCUGCUCACCCCACCCACCGCCGCGGCUCCUCCCAGCUGUGGACGGUUCACCAGAGACCCCCACACGUGCCAUAACCCCAUGGGCAGGCGCCUCCAGCCCAGGCCCCCUCCCAGCUCCCAGCCAGCAUCCCAGCCAGGUGUCCAGCCCCGCCGGCCUCCUGGCCCCGUUGCUGUUGCGGCCACUGCCAAGGGCCAGCAUUGCGGGCGCAUCCCCGCCUACUCUCUGUCACUUACUUUUGUCUUUAGCUUUCAUGGAAAGAGCAGUUUGUUCCACUUCAGCAGCCUCCCCGGCCUGGAAGGGCCCCUCCCUGCCUCGUGGUCUUGGGGGGGGCGGCAUGUGCUCACCUGUCCUGACCCUUUGUGCUGUCUGGGGCCAAGCAACCAGGCUGGGCUGCGGAGUCAUUCAGUGCCAAAUAUGGAGCUGGGAGGGGCUCGUGACACCCCAGGACUUGAGGGUGUGGGCCGGGCGGGGUGCUGCAGCCAGCUCUGCUGAGCAGCCUGGUGGCCUCCAGCUGGCCCAGAGUCCAGUAGCUGGGGCAGGGCUGUGGCCGUGGAGAUGUUUGGGGCAGGAACCCCACUGCUUCAAGCCUUUGGUGCCAACACAACUGCCAAACCCACUGAGCAUGAGCGGCUGCAGGGGAGGCCAGCUGAACAUGGGCCGGGCUGGCCACACACGUGCACUUGCGCACGCGCACACACACACACGCAGCCGGCCCAGGCACAUCCGCACACUCAGGACCUGACCCAGUGACGGGUGCUGGGCCUCUGUACUGGGCUUCCAGUGGUUGUGGGCUGGGUGCCAGUGAGCGCUAGACCAAAGUGGCGAGAGCCAGGCUUCCAGAAGCUCCUGAGACAAUGCAUCGUCCUCGUCCUGGACACUGUGGGCAUUAAUGGGGCAUCUGCAUGCAGCUUGGGCCCCGCAGGCCCCUGAUCCCUUGGAGUGGGGUAGGGACAGGCGCCAGGAGCAGUUUUGUUUUCUCAGGAUUCUGUCAGCGGGACAGGCCAGGCGAGCAGAGGUGGCCCCUCCUGGGGGACCUAUGUUCCUGGAGCCUCUAAGCCAAAGAGCCUGGUGGCUGUGGCAGGUGGGGCCGGGGUUCCCACCUCCACCAGAGUGGUGUGGGCGCUGUGCACCUGCCUGGCAUCUGUGCAAGUGUCGAUUGUGGGAGGGUCCAACUGGGCGGAGGCCGUGGAGGGUGAUGCGGCUCCCUGUUUACAUUCAGCUGAUGUGACGUCCUGUGCACGGCCCUGUGCCACACCUGAUGUUUACGUGUGUGAGUGGCAGUGGGGUCCCCGCCCGGCCCCCACGCUGCGAGCCUGCUGUGUCACUUGGAGGAGGUGCUAGUCCGAGUCCCCCAACCCCCGCAUGCCCCAAAUAGCUGCCCACAGCCCGUCCCUGGAAACUGGUCACAGCAGCCAUGCUCCUUUGUCCACGCACCCUUCUCCAUUCGCACCCCCUCCCCCCACGUUCACUGUACAAUUUUUUUAUUCAUAAAUUUGUGUCCCCCCCUCCAGCCCGUGACCUGGGAUUCGUAACUUAUUUGGCUUCGUGGAGGCUCCUCUGUGUUUGUCCUCAGGUGGUCUGUGGGUGUCUUUCAGGAAAUGGUUAUUUUAUAUGAUUUCUCAUGGAAUUUGUUCUAAUAAAUCAUUCUAUCACGUGGCAACAUC